This is a messenger RNA of Drosophila yakuba, 3854 nucleotides long. RefSeq lists its product as uncharacterized. Lineage: Eukaryota; Metazoa; Arthropoda; Insecta; Diptera; Drosophilidae. The record is from RefSeq and is a predicted model, not a curated record. The coding region runs from base 373 to 3681 and encodes 1102 amino acids. The transcript is spliced from 3 exons. Gene Ontology annotation, molecular function: zinc ion binding; nucleic acid binding.
UUGUAGAUUGGACAGCCUCUGUCGCGGAACGGUUUAGGGCUAUCGAUAGUUAGUCAAGUUGCAUUUUAGAGCCGCCAGAACUUAGAGAUAUUUGUGUCAGGAAUCUCGUGAAUGUGUAAUUCGGGCACACUAAAUCAUGUAAAGUUAUGCUUAAUUUUGGCGGAUAGUAUUACUACGAUUUGAGCAUCACACUGAGUGGGAAGGGAAACUGCGAAUAAAACAUAAGACCCAAAUACUCUGUUUGUUAUCGAACACGAGGUGUUUUCUUGGGCGUUAAGUUGCAAUGCACCCCGUGAUAGUUCGAGCGUCGUCAUUUUCUUUUAUUCGCACUCUGCAUUCGCAAGGUGCAUUGGAUUUGCACUCUGCGAGAAGAUGCCAAUGAAGCAUUCGCCCCGGCGGAGCCCCAGACUGGAUGUCGGGGGUGCUCCCGCAACUGCGACCACCACGGCCACAGCAACUGGCAAGCCGGCCAGCUCUGCGAGUGUGGCUGGUGAUCGGCAGCGGCCACAGACUCCGAAGGAAAGUGGAGUAGCCGCCAGUGAAGCGGCAAGUAACCUGCAGCCCGCAGCUACGGGGCAGCUUACGGACUCCACGACUGUACAAGUGGCGGCCCUCAUGGAAAGGAUCGCACAUCUAGAGUCGGAGCUGGUGAAGGCAAGGGCAAAUGAAGGGCAUGCAGAGGCCGCCAGGGAUCCCGUUGGAGUCGGGGCACGCGGCGUUGGAGUGAGCGGUACGGCGAAUACACCGCCAUGUUUGAGUGAAACGGUGCCAUGUCUGAGAGCAGCACCACGGCAGGGCUCGAGUGAGAGCCUGCCCAGGCAGAUUAUGAGUGACAAUCUGCAACCGGAGCUUGGAGUGACGCCAUCUUUGGAUGCGCAGUUGCCGGCACAAUUGAGUGCAAGUUUGCCGCCACAAUUGAGUGGAAAUUUGGCGCCGACGCUUGGCGGCCAUUGGGCAAACGGGCAACCUGUCACACGGAGUUGUACAACAACAACAGUGAGCUAUUCUCCGCCAUUUUGUGUUACCGCCACGGCGCAGCCUGAACGAGGUUAUGUUCACCCGCCACGGGAGCCAACACACAAUUUGGAGGUAUCAACGCCAUCGCCCCUAUCAUAUGGAAUGGCGGCGACGAGCAUACCUGGAUGGACGCCACGCAGACUGCCUGAUCUUCCCGAGUUUGAGGGUCAGCCAGAGGAAUGGCCAAUAUUCUUGUGCGCGUUCACGGAGACAACGGCAGCUUACCAGUGUACAGAUUUGGAGAAUAACCAGAGGCUAGUGAAAGCCCUGAAGGGUGAAGCCCGAGCAGCUGUGAAGUCGCUGCUCAUCCACCCCAGCAAUGUGCAAGCUGUUAUGGAGCAGCUACGAUUCCGGUAUGGACGUCCGGAGCUUUUGAUCCGUAGCCAACUGGAGAGCGUGCGCGAUGUGCAGCCAAUACAGGAGGCCAACAUCGCAAGGAUCGUGCCGUUCGCCACAAGGGUGAGCAACCUGGCAGCGUUCCUGCAGUCAACCACGACCGGCAGCCAGCACUUAGGGAAUCCAACCCUAAUGGAGGAGCUGAUCGCCAAGUUGCCUGUGAGCAAGAGGUUGGACUGGGCGAAGCACGCGGCUACGAUACAGCCAUAUCCGACAGUGGUGCAUCUAAGCGAGUGGCUUCAUGAAUUCGCUAAAUUGGUGUGCACUGUCACGGACGUCGGAAUCAAGGAGCACCCGAGACGAAGGGUAUUGCACGCGAAUAGUGUUCGCGAGGAGGAGCGGUAUGCAGACCGCCCCAGAUGUUGCCCCUUGUGUGAGGGACAACACAGCAUCAAGGACUGCAAGGAAUUCAACCGAGCUUCUACAACGAGGCGGAUCGAGUCCGCGAAGAGGUUGAGGUUAUGUUUUUCGUGUCUGGAGUAUGGACAUAUGGCCCGGUUCUGCACGAAGGAUCGAGGAUGCAACGUCUACGGAUGCCGGAUGAGGCAUCAUUACCUACUCCAUGACCCAGCUGGACAUCCCAGACGACCGCCAGUCGCAGAUGGAGGCCGCAGGAGGGAUCAGCGGAGCAGUCAAGACCGGCAGCUGUACAGAGACAGCGGCCGACGGAUACGAAUGCCACAGUCAGUGGAUUCCAACGAGAAGAGCCUGCCUACGUCAGCUGCAGUUAUAGACGCGGGACGUAAGGAGGAUGAGAGGCGAUCGACAUGCGACCGCCAGGAAUUAUCGCACCGGAACUUGAGUUGUGUCGAUUCGGAUGGAGGUCACCUGCUGUUCCGGAUUUUGCCCGUGACGUUGUACGGGGAGAAUACGCAGGUCGACACCUACGCACUGCUGGAUGAAGGUUCGUCCGUCACGCUCAUUGACGACGAGCUCAUCCGCAGCCUGGACCUGAGAGGCGAGAGUCGACAACUAAAUGUGCAAUGGUUCGGCGGAAAAUCCGUCAAAGAGCACACAAGGAUGGUUAGCCUGCAGAUCAGCGCAGCGGGCAAGCCGAAGCGCCAUGCGCUGAAGAAUGUGUACGGAGUAGCAAACCUGAGUCUCCCGAUGCAGAGCUUGCGUCGAGAGGAUGUGAAGGCAGCGGGCGCGAGUGUGCGUCUGCCUGUAAAGCCGUACAACAAUGCGGCGCCAAGGAUCCUAAUUGGAUUGGAUCAUGCGCACCUAGGAAUACCCUUCAGAACCAGGAGCUAUGGAUCUGGAGGGCCAUACGCAGCAGCCACGCCACUUGGGUGGGUGGUAUAUGGACCGGUGAAAGGAAAGGCAAGUUCACCGCUUCAGAGAUCGUGCCUCCUAGCCGUGCCACAGGAUAAUCUUCUGGAGAAGAUGGUCAGCGAUUACUUCGAGAUCGAGAGUUUCGGAGUGAAGCCGGCACAGCCAGUCGCAGCUGGCGGAGUGGAGCUGGCGCCGUCAGUCGCAGAUGACGGCAACGCACGGGCCCUGAGUAUCCUGGAGGAGACGACUAAGCGAGUAGGCCGACGAUACGAGACUGGGCUGCUAUGGAGAGACGACGAGGUGAGACUGCCAGAGAGCUACAGUAUGGCACUCAACAGACUUGUCAACAUUGAGCGGAAAAUGAAGCGCGAUGUGGACUUCGCGCGGGCCUACAAAGGAAUUAUGGACGAUUACGUCAAGAAGGGUUACGCACGACGACUGGAGCCCCAGGAAGUCCAGAGGUCCCAGGAAGGCAAGGUAUGGUACCUGCCGCACUUCGGAGUAGAGAACCCGAACAAGCCUGGAAAAAUCCGGCUGGUCUUCGACGCGGCUGCCAAGGUGAACGGAGUGUCCCUGAACUCAGCGCUGAUGAAAGGCCCACAGCGCUACAAACCCCUCCCAGCGGUGCUCUUCCAUUUCCGGGAAGGAGCAGUUGGGGUUUGUGCCGACAUCAAGGAGAUGUUUCAUCAGGUAUUGAUGCAGCCAAAGGACAGAUGUGCCCAGAGGUUCCUAUGGAGGAACGGAGAAGAUCGUCGGGAGCCCGACAUAUACGAGAUGCAGGUGAUGACGUUUGGAGCGGCCUGCUCACCAUGCUCGGCGGAUUAUGUGAAGACCGUGAAUGCUUCGCAGUAUAGCAGCACGGAUCCGCGAGCAGUCCUGGCGAUCAACGAGUAUCACUACGUGGAUGACUACGUCGACAGUUUCCCCAGUGAAGAAGAAGCUAUCGCCGUCUCGUCACGGUUCGGCAAGUGUGGUCAGAGCGUUGAACCCACUUGAAUCCAUCGCUAGCGUUAGAUGGACCGAAGCUGAGGAGAAGGUACUAGGAAUGUACUGGCAGCCAGCUACAGAUGACUUCAAGUUCGGCGUCAAAUACCAUCGAGUCCCAAGAAGUGUGAUGACAGGAGAACGCGUCCCCACGAAGAGGGAGUUCCUGAGCCUGGUCAUGUCCA